UCGGAACCCAACUCGUGACCGACUCGGCGACAUAUAAGUCUCCCCUCUCUUACAAAUCGCAAGUGGUACGUCCGCAAACGAAAUAUAUAUACUAUAUACUACGUACGCGCAGAGGCCAGAGGCGACGGUUCCAACAGCCGAAGCGAAAUCAACCUGCGAUGGCGGCGGCAGCCCUUGGACACGCGGCGUUGAGGAUCGGCGGCCGCGCUCUCCAGAGGGCCGCCCUGUCCCCGGCGGCGCAACGCCGGCUUGUCCACACCAGGGUGCCCACACACGAUGAGAAAAUAGACGUCGCGGCUCGCUUGAUGCGCAUCCAGGAUCUGAAAGAGGAGCUGUACAAUCAGAUCGCCGCGUGCAAAGACAAGUACAUGGUCAGUGGCAACAUAGGCCGAAACAAUACUCAUCUGCUCGAGCAUCUCUCGGAACAAAUCAAACCUAGACACGACGACCCACGCUGGCGCUCGUGUCGGCGAUGGGCGUUUGUCAACGAUGUCUACAAAUACUCUGGCGCCGUCUUCAUUGCCACCACGGCCGCAAAUCUCAUCUUCUAUUCCGUUCACAAGAUUUAUCCAAGAGAGGAGAAUAAUGACAAGAGGGUCCUCGAUGCAGGGCUCAAGAAUGUCUUUUCAUGUUAGCCCGGAAAACAAGAACUAAACUACCGGGUCUAUUUGUUAUUAGACGUACGUUUCAUUGUGUGUUAUGACGUUUCAUUGUA
Triticum aestivum (bread wheat) is the source of this 715-nucleotide messenger RNA. RefSeq lists its product as uncharacterized. The record is from RefSeq and is a predicted model, not a curated record. NCBI's taxonomy places the organism in Eukaryota, Viridiplantae, Streptophyta, Magnoliopsida, Poales, Poaceae. The transcript has 3 exons. The coding region runs from base 159 to 635 and encodes 158 amino acids.